Penicillium canescens is the source of this 1725-nucleotide messenger RNA. RefSeq names its product tRNA threonylcarbamoyladenosine dehydratase. Gene Ontology annotation, biological process: cyclic threonylcarbamoyladenosine biosynthetic process. The record is from RefSeq and is a predicted model, not a curated record. NCBI's taxonomy places the organism in Eukaryota, Fungi, Ascomycota, Eurotiomycetes, Eurotiales, Aspergillaceae. Gene Ontology annotation, molecular function: tRNA threonylcarbamoyladenosine dehydratase activity; ubiquitin-like modifier activating enzyme activity. The transcript is spliced from 3 exons. Gene Ontology annotation, cellular component: mitochondrial outer membrane. Bases 1 to 1725 code for a protein of 574 amino acids.
AUGGCUCCCCUAGCUUCCACGUGGUGGGAAACACCUACCGAUGCCGACCUCGACUACGGAUUCGAUUCUGACGAACCUGAUAAUAGAUACGGGCCUGAUCGCCACACGAACCCUCGAAAACAGACCGAAUUGAAAGAACGAGAACCCCAGGAUACAGACGAGAAGGGAGUGCUUGAAAAUAUGUCUUCUUGGCUCCAGCGUCAGGCUGGUUCGUCGCACGGCCAGCUUGCGACUACCGCUGUUUUGUCCGGUGCAGCUGUCGCAGGUGCUAUCUUUGGAUACCAAUCAUACAAGCGGAAGGAGGCUGUUCAUGACUUGAAAGCUUCGAUCCCAAAUAUUGAUGAUCUUCAUCCCGCUGAAAAGCUUACCGACUUCGGUGCCGCUGCACCCGAAAUCCCAUUGAGCAAGGAAGAUGAGCGCAGUGCAGCUUUGGCUCGCAGGGCACAACAGGGAGACUAUGAUGAUGACUUGAUCCUUGAACAACUUGCCCGCAACCGCGUGUUCCUCGGUGACGAAGGUCUUGCCAAGCUUCGCUCUUCGUUUGUCGUCGUGGUUGGAUGUGGUGGUGUCGGCUCCCAUGCCGCUGCCUCGCUCGCUCGAUCGGGCGUAUCUAAGAUCCGACUCAUCGAUUUCGACCAAGUCACACUAUCCUCGCUGAACCGACACGCCCUUGCGACAUUGGCCGAUGUUGGAACAUCCAAGGUUCACUGUAUUCGGAGACGAUUGGAGCAAAUCGCCCCAUGGGUCACAUUCGAUUGCAGGAACGAACUGUUUGGAAAGUCGGCAGCUGACGACCUUAUCAGUCAUUGGACUCUGACAAAGGACGGAGAGGGACGCCGUCCGGACUUUGUGUUGGAUUGCAUUGAUAACAUUACGUCCAAGGUGGACUUGCUACACUACUGCCACUCGAAUUCCCUACCCGUGAUCUCAUCCAUGGGUGCAGGAUGCAAGUCAGACCCGACUCGCGUUGUGGUCGGCGACAUCUCGCUCAGUACUGAUGACCCUCUGUCUCGCAGUACACGGCGUAAGCUGAAGGCCUUGGGCGUCACUUCAGGUGUUGCAGCUGUGUUUUCGACAGAGAAGCCUGGUCCUGGUAAAGCAAGCCUACUUCCUCUUCCCGAGGAGGAAUAUAAGAAGGGUCAAGUGGGUGAGCUCGGAGUCCUUCCCGACUUCCGAGUUCGCAUUCUCCCUGUUCUGGGAACCAUGCCUGCUGUCUUCGGUUACACGGUAGCCAACCACGUUAUCUGCAGCAUUACUGGAUACCCGCUCGACUACAACAUGGGCGCCAAGGGCCGUGAGAAGCUCUACGAUGGCAUUCUGGCCGCUAUGCUAGCCUUGCACGAGCGAAUGAUCAAACAUGCCACCGGCGGGGACACAAUCGGGCUUCGCACUCCCAUCAGCAAGGAUGACAUUGCAUUCCUUGUAGAGGAAGUCUAUCGGGGAAAGAGUGCAGUCAGCGGCUUGCCGAACAGGCUGGUUCUCAUUCCCUGGCAAAAUCCUACCCAUGGAUGGAAGAUGGAUUUGAGCCUGGAACAUGAGGGCCAGAAGCUCAUCCCGGUCAACAUCAAUGAAUUGGUCUGCAUGACCAAGGAAGAAGCUUCUCACCACGAGAAGGAGGUGCUCAAAGGUGGCAAGCCAGUGGAAGAGGUCUACGAUGCGACUGUCCUCCAUCGCGUGAACCUCCGGAAAAGGGAAGCGGAAGAGUACGAGCAGUACCGGGGAUAA